UCUCAACACAUCAGCUCUUCCUUUGAGUCUGAUCAUUGGACGCUCUUUCCACUCUUUGCUACCACCUAUUCAGUUUCUUUGCUCUUCCUUAGUUUCAAACCUUAGACCACCAUUCUCUAUAGUGAUUCUCUGAAAGAAAUGGCAUCCAGUUCAAUGUCAGCCUCAGGGUCGUGGAGUGUUAAGGACAACAAGGCCUUUGAAAAGGCUCUAGCUGUUUAUGACAAGGACACCCCUGACCGUUGGUACAAUGUUGCACAUGCUGUUGGUGGCAAAACUCCAGAUGAAGUGAAGAGGCACUAUGAACUCCUUGUUCAGGAUGUUCAGCAUAUUGAGUCAGGACGAGUGCCAUUCCCAAAUUACAAGAAAAGUGGAGGAUCUGAGGAGGAAAAAAGGCUGAGGAAUUUGAACAUCCAGUGACCCCACAGUGCCAUCAACAAGAGCAAAUUGAUUUUCUAAUUUUCAUCAACCAACAAUUUUAAUUUCCAGCAUCCUUGUAGUACUACGUGGUGUUAUGUCACACAUAAUUGCUAGUGCAAUAGCGUUAAAGGCUAUGUUAGUCAUAAUAAUCAUAUGUCCGGUGAUUCCAUCUUGUCCUUUCUUGUCGUUGAAACUAGCUAGAAGAGUCAACGACCGUUUCAGUUCCUCAUCUUAAAUAAAUUUAUAAUUUUAUGAUA
Molecule: messenger RNA, 674 nt
Organism: Cajanus cajan (pigeon pea)
Lineage: Eukaryota; Viridiplantae; Streptophyta; Magnoliopsida; Fabales; Fabaceae
Product: protein RADIALIS-like 1
Molecular function (GO): DNA-binding transcription factor activity
Source: RefSeq, a predicted model, not a curated record